Molecule: messenger RNA, 1650 nt
Organism: Penicillium hordei
Lineage: Eukaryota; Fungi; Ascomycota; Eurotiomycetes; Eurotiales; Aspergillaceae
Exons: 3
Coding region: 1-1650 (549 amino acids)
Source: RefSeq, a predicted model, not a curated record
AUGUCCGAAGUCCAGAAGACUGUUGAGGAGACCCCCGCGGUCGUCCCUGCCGUUGAGACUGCUGUUGAGACCCCUGCCACCGAGGCUGCGGUUGAAGCUCCCAAGGAGACCACUGAGGCCGCCGAGCCCACUGCCACUCCCGCUGUUGAGAGCGCCGAGGCCGCCGAGCCUGUGAAGGAGGAAGUGAAGCCCGCUACUGAGGGCGUUUUGGGCUACAAGGCCCCUGGUUUGGUCAAGGGUUUCCGUUUCGCCAAGCGCUUCUUCUACUUCAACGAGGAGGCCGUUGAGAGCAAGCAGCUAUCUGUCUUCCACCAGAACGAGAAGGCCGCCGUUGCCAACCCCAUCGCCGCCUGGGCCAGCCAGACCGGCAAGGGUCUGCUUUUCUUCACCAAGCGCGCUGAGGACAAGGCCACCCCAGCUGGCAUUUUCAACCUCGCCGAUGUCUCUGACGUGACCAAGGAGGGUACCAGCGAGUUCCUCUUCAAGGUUGGUGGCCAGAAGCACACCUUCCAGGCCUCCAGCGCCGCUGAGCGUGACAGCUGGGUUGUCGCCAUUGAGGCUCAGGCCACCGAAGCUAAGGCCGAGAAGGAGACCAUCAUCUCUGGCGAGGGUUACAAAGCUGAGCUCGAGAAGCUGACUAAGCCUGCCGUUGUCGUUGCCGCCGCCAAGAAGCCCGAGGAGAAGAAGGAGGAGACCCCCGCCGUCGCUGCUGAGGCCGCCCAGGAGGAACCCAAGGAGGAAAAGAAGGAGGAGAAGGCUGCCGCCAAGAGCCGUUCUCAGUCUCGCAAGCGCACCAGCAUCUUCGGUUCCCUCCUGGGCAAGAAGGACGCCGAGGAGAAGAAGGAGGAGACCCCGGCUGCUGAGGAGACGAAGGCCACUGAGCCUGCUGCUGAGCCCUCGGUUGAAGCUCCUGCCCCCGUCGCUGCUGAGACCACUGAGGCUGCUGCUCCCGCCCCUGUUGAGGUUGCCGAGCCCGCUGCUGAGACCCCCGCUGAGACUACUGAAGUCCCCAAGGAGGAGGCUAAGGACGAGAAGAAGGCUGAGAAGAAGGCCAAGCGUGCUUCCAUCUUCGGUAACUUCUUCCAGAAGGUCGCCAGCCCCUCCCAGGAGAAGUCCGAGAAGGAGGCCACCGCCCCUGCCGCCGAGGAGACCCCCGUCGCCAGCACCGCUCCUCAGCUCGAGAACCCUGUCGAGGAGGCCGCUGCCAAGCCCACCGAAACCGAGGCUGUGACUGCCCCCGCUGAGGCUGUUGAGACCCCUGCUGCCGAGACUCCCGCCGCUGAGGCCGUCUCUAGCCCCAAGGAGAAGCGCCGCACUUCCUUCUUCGGCAACCUUGGCAUGAAGAAGGAGAAGAAGGCUGACUCUGACAACGAAGUCACCGACGGUGAGGCCAAGGAGACCAAGGCCAAGAAGCUCGGCGGUCUUUUCCGCAAGCCCAGCAAGGCUGUCAAGCUCGACAAGGAGGAGGUUGCUGCCGCUGAGACUGAGGCCAAGGCCGACGCCGCUGAGGAGGCCCCCGCCGUUCCCGCCAAGGAGACUGCCACUGAGGAGGCCCCCGCUGUCGUAGAGGCCCCCAAGGCUGUCGAGACCCCCGAGGAGCCCAAGAACGUCAACGUUGCCGUCGCCACCCCCGUUCAGGCUGCCGCAUGA